Aspergillus japonicus CBS 114.51 is the source of this 654-nucleotide messenger RNA. RefSeq lists its product as uncharacterized. Lineage: Eukaryota; Fungi; Ascomycota; Eurotiomycetes; Eurotiales; Aspergillaceae. The record is from RefSeq and is a predicted model, not a curated record. Bases 244 to 576 code for a protein of 110 amino acids. The transcript has 2 exons.
UAAAGUAGUCUAUCCACUUCGGGACAGGCACAGUGGUGGCACAUGAUCACCACUUCCCAGCCAGACUAUGACCGAUCAAGCAGGCUAGAGAACUCCGAUCUACCCACAUCUCCAUGAUAGGAAAUGAAGUGCCAAAUUGAAGACCACAAGGAACGACAAUCGCAAUUCGAUGUCUUUUUCAUUUACCCCUCUAACCUCCCAGAAAGCGCUAACGACCCAUACCCGAGGAGAUGAUGAUUGACCAUGAUUGACCAUGAUUUACACUGCCUCCGCAAUCCGCAAGGCCAUUGCUGCUGCUGCUGCUGCUGCUGGAUUGUUUGCUGUUCCCACUUUUCUUCGCCAACGGCGCGGAAUGAAAAGUGGGGAAUCUCAUUUCCUUCACUUGGAACCAUUGCUCCACCCGUACCAGAGAAUCUGUAUUUUUUUUUUUGGUUUCGGGACGGUCAAUUUGCCAUGUGUUCGUUCCAUCGCCUUCCAGGGUUUCAGAGCCGACAAUACCAAUCCAUCAUGAAUCAUUGGGCAUAUCAUCGGAAGCCCAGGGAGAUCUGGGUUUGGUUUCGUCGUGGUCGCAUGUGAGCUUCGAAUCAGGGUCCAUCUUCAGCCUUUUUGACCCGGAACCCGGCGGGUAUACUCACUCCGACACUGGGAAUUUAC